This is a messenger RNA of Gastrolobium bilobum, 864 nucleotides long. RefSeq lists its product as uncharacterized. The transcript has 7 exons. The record is from RefSeq and is a predicted model, not a curated record. NCBI's taxonomy places the organism in Eukaryota, Viridiplantae, Streptophyta, Magnoliopsida, Fabales, Fabaceae. Bases 72 to 722 code for a protein of 216 amino acids.
ACAACUCAGAGAGAGGAGAGAGAGGGAGGUGCAGCAGAGCCAGAGAAGUCUCAAUUCAGAGAGAUUGGAACAUGUCUGCAACUGCAACUGUGAUAUGUUUUGUUUCAACAACACCGUCUUUGACCCACUUGUCGUCUUCAACUAGAACCACAUUUUCCGCCAAUCUUCCGCUAUCUUCCAAUCACUUCUUCUUCAAGCUCCCUCACUGUCGCAGAUACAACACUUCUUCUUCUAAGCGAACCCCAACCUUCCAUGGCUUCAAGCGCUACUAUUCCCCCGUCAUGGAGUGGCAGGAUUGCACGGUUAAGAUGGAGAUUGAUGUGCCGGUCUCUGUCGCUUAUACUUGUUAUUCUGAUCGCGAAGCCAUCCCGAAUUGGAUGCCCUUUAUUUCCUCUGUUAAGAUAUUGCCAGACAAACCUGACCUGUCACGAUGGUCCUUGAAGUAUAAGGCAUUUGGUCGUGAUAUUGAAUUCUCUUGGCUUGCUCGUAAUAUGCAGCCCACUCCAAAUCAGAAAAUCCACUGGCGAUCUCUGGAAGGUCUUCCCAACAGAGGUGCUGUGCGAUUCUAUCCAAAAGGUCCUUCAUCAUGUGUAGUAGAAAUGACAGUCUCAUAUGAGGUUCCUCAACUUUUGGUUCCAGUGGCAUCGGCGCUGAAACCCUUUCUUGAAAGUUUACUUCAACGUGGUUUGGAAAGAUUUGCUACCUUCGCAAAAAGCUACUAAAUCUUUGAUUUUAUUACAAUUGUCCUGAUUUUUUAGAACGGGACUACACAUCUAAAAUUAUGAAUACAUGAUUUUUUUUUUCUAUGACGAUCUUAUUUUGUCAAACAUUGAUUGAAUCUCUCAAAAAAUGGGGGACGGUUAU